AAAAUGUAACAAGAGGUGUGGAGGUAAAAUUCACCUCCUGGGAAGAACCAUAAAACCCUACUAGUCUCCAUGGAGACCGAAUCAAAAAACGAGCAGAUCUUUGUUUCAGAUCUAGGAAGAGAAGAGCAGAAGCGCUGUCUACCAUUCCGCGGCAGAAGUUCCUACAUCCCUGUCUCCGUGCUCAAGCUCUUUGCUGUUUUGUGAUAGAUUGCGACUAGAGGGAGGGAUGGGGGUGGUUGAUUCGCCGGCCAUGGAAAAUGGAAGCGGGAAUGGGAUUCCUAAGCUGUCGGCGGGAAAGUAUCGGAGAGUGGAUGUCCAGGUCGAGGAGGAUGAGCGGGAAAGCAAUAUAUUGGGAGCGAAUGACAGCGGAAGCACCAAAAGUAGAAAGUACGUCAUAGUCUGUGCUAUCUUCGCUUCCCUCAACUCUGUGCUGCUUGGCUAUGAUGUUGGAGUUAUGAGCGGCGCUAUUAUUUUUAUCCAAAAGGACCUUCAAAUAACAGAAGUUCAACAAGAAAUUCUCGUGGGAUCUUUGAGCUUUGUCUCCAUUCUGGGUAGCUUCGCUGGUGGAAGAACCUCUGAUGCCAUUGGGAGGAAAUGGACUAUAGGCUUAGCUGCCAUAGUUUUUCAAAUGGGUGCUGCUAUAAUGACUUAUUCACCCAAUUUCCUUAUGUUGAUGAUUGGCAGGCUUUUGGCUGGAAUUGGAAUAGGAUUUGGUGUCAUGAUAGCACCAGUAUACAUUGCUGAGAUAUCUCCCACUGCCAGUAGAGGAUCCUUUACUUCCUUCCCUGAGAUCUGUAUUAACAUUGGAAUCCUUCUUGGCUAUGUAUCAAACUAUGCUUUCUCUGGCCUUUCAGAACAUUUGAGUUGGAGGGUAAUGCUUGGUGUUGGCAUUCUCCCAUCUUUCUUUAUUGGUUGUGCAAUUUUUGUGAUCCCAGAGUCUCCCAGGUGGCUGGUCAUGCAGAAGAGGGUUGAUGAAGCAAGAUCUGUGCUCCAUAAAACAUGCAAUAGUGCAGCGGAGGCUGAGGAGAGAUUAGCAGAUAUAGAAGAAGCAGCCGGGACUUCAAACAUGGCAAAGCAUGAAGAGAAGGGCGUCUGGCAGGAGCUGUUGCAUCCUUCUGCUGCUCUUCGUGGAAUGAUGAUCACUGGAUUUGGCAUCCAGUGCUUCCAGCAGAUUUCGGGAAUAGAUGCUUCCGUAUAUUACAGUCCAACAAUAUUCAGAGAUGCAGGGAUUGGGUCUGACAGUAAGGUUCUUGUUGCAACUGUUGCUGUGGGUUUUACCAAAACUAUGUUCAUUUUGGUUGCUAUAUUUCUGGUCGACAGACUUGGAAGGAAGCCAUUACUUUAUAUUAGCACAAUUGGGAUGACUGUUUGUCUGUUUGGACUUGCACUUUCUCUUGUUUUACUUAAAGAUGAUUUAGUUCCAUCAAAGUUUGGGAUUUUUGUGGCCAUUUUUGCUGUAUGCGGGAAUGUGGCUUUCUUCUCUGUGGGACUUGGUCCGAUUUGCUGGGUUCUGAGCUCGGAGAUUUUCCCACUGAAGGUAAGAGCUCAGGCAAGUGCUGUAGGGGCGGUUGGUAACAGGGUUUGCAGUGGCUUAAUAGCCAUGACUUUCCUUUCCUUGACUAAAGCUAUCUCAGUGGCAGGAACAUUUUUUAUCUUCUCUGCCAUAGCAGCACUCUCUGUUGUAUUUGUUCGCUUCUUUGUACCUGAGACAAAGGGUAAAUCUCUCGAAGAAAUAGAGAACAUGUUUCAUGGUGGAAAAGCAUGGCAAGGGAGUGAAGUGGAAAUUGGAGAUGUGGAGCAUUUAGUCACGUGGGAAAACAAAUUUUCGAUCAAUCAGGAUGCUCUCGGCUAUAUUCGGGAAGCUCAUCAGCAAAAGUAAGUCUAGUUUCCAACCUGGUCACAUCAUGUAUUUCUAUACAGGGAAAACCAAACAAACGUGAGGCAAUAAUUUAAUUACGAAGGAAUAUACAGAUGUAUUUGGGAUGAUAAUAUUUUAUCCUUUUUGAAAAAAAUUGUAUUGUAAACUAAUAUUUUUGCAUUCUCGAAUACAUUAUAUAGUUAUCUGUCUUCAAAUUA
Phalaenopsis equestris is the source of this 2076-nucleotide messenger RNA. RefSeq names its product probable polyol transporter 4. Gene Ontology annotation, biological process: transmembrane transport. Lineage: Eukaryota; Viridiplantae; Streptophyta; Magnoliopsida; Asparagales; Orchidaceae. The record is from RefSeq and is a predicted model, not a curated record. The transcript has 2 exons. The coding region runs from base 227 to 1879 and encodes 550 amino acids. Gene Ontology annotation, cellular component: membrane. Gene Ontology annotation, molecular function: carbohydrate transmembrane transporter activity.